Messenger RNA from Equus caballus (horse), 1167 nucleotides. The record is from RefSeq and is a predicted model, not a curated record. NCBI's taxonomy places the organism in Eukaryota, Metazoa, Chordata, Mammalia, Perissodactyla, Equidae.
CUUUAGAGGUGUUGGAUGGGCGUGGUAAGAACGAGGGCUUCUCCUCAGUCUCCUGGCUGUCCAUCAUCCAGUGCCACAUCUCCCCCAACAACGAGGUCACUUGCCAUUUAUAAAGUCUGCCCCACUGCAGAGUCCAUCGGGAAUCAACAGACGGAGACUCAGGGCAUCUCUACAGCACACAGGAGAAAUCCAGGGACAUCACUCAAGAUGCUGAAGGUCUCCUGCCUCUUCGUUCUCCUCUGUGGGCUCCUUGUCCCGUCCUCUGCUCAACAGAUCCCACCUGAAGUUUCUUCCCAGAUCACCGAUGCUUUGACCCAAGGACUCCUUGACGGGAACUUCCUUUCUCUCCUGAAUGCAAUUAACUUAGAAGGAUUAUUGAACACCAUCCUCGAUCAAGUAACAGGCCUCCUGAACAUCUUGGUUGGCCCUCUCCUGGGGCCCAGCGAUGCAGAGAUCAAGUUGCAAGACGCUCGACUCCUUCAACUCUCCCUUGAGUUUUCUCCUGAUAGCAAGGGGAUCGACAUAUGGAUACCAUUGGAAUUGUCCGUAUAUCUAAAGCUCCUGAUUCUUGAACCCCUCACACUUUACGUGCGGACAGAUAUAAGAGUCCAGCUUCAGUUGGAGAGCGACGAAGAUGGCAAAUACCGACUCGCCUUUGGGCAUUGCAGCCUCUUACCUAGGGCUAUAGAGCUCCAAUCUGGAAAUCCACUCAGCUUGCCGGUAAAUGCUGUUUUGGGGACCAUAGAAAACGCCCUGGGAAACUUCAUAACCGAGGAUUUGGGAGCAGAACUUUGUCCUACCCUUAAUUCAUUGGUCUCCAACCUGGAUCUCCAGCUGGUUAAUAAUCUGAUUAAUCUGAUACUGGAUCGUGCGAACGUUGACCUCAGCGUCUAAGUAUACCCAAAGUGAAGGAGCCACAUUUGUAUCAAUUUGAAUCAGGUCCUGCAUGCUGGUCUCCUUCCUGGAAUGCCCUCCACACUGCGGGCCACCAUUUACGUAGAUAUUCCUGUCGAUUAUUCAACUACUGCCUGGAGUUUCAUUACCCGCCCUGGACUCAAAGAUCCUCUACUUUCCUGGCUAUGGAGGCUGUUUCCCUGUAAAUCUUCUCCAGAAUCCCUGUACUGAUUCCCUGUAAUCUUAACAUAAUAAAUUUCUGCAGCCCUGAAA